AUGGAGCCGCCGCCGCCGCCGCCUCCACCACCCUCCCUGCCGUCCGUUCUCGCAAACCUGCGGUCCCUCCUCUCCGCCGCCUCCUCCGCCCUAUCCUCCCUCCCCUCCCCUCUCCUCCCCUCCACCACCACCACCACCACCACCACCUCCACCCUCACCGCACCCCCGCCCACCACCCCGCUCCCCGUCCCCUCCUCACCGACCUCCGCAGUCCCGCUCCCCCUCCCCGCCACGCCCGCCCCCUACCACGACUGCCCGGCCGUCGUCCGCUCCACCAACCCACCGCCCCCCUCCACCUCCCUCCCCGCCUUCCUCGCCGCCCACUGCUCCUCCUCCUCCUCCCCCACCACCGUCCCAGCCCUCUCCCCCCCACCCCGCAUCCUCCCGUCCGAGCUCUGCCUCCUGCGCCGUGAACUGGACUCCUGGGGCACCCACCACCUCCCUGGAUCCUACUCCUACCCCACUGCCCGCGUGGUGAAGGCACUUCGCCCCGGCGCCCCGCACUGGGAGACCCAGCUACAGCGCUGGCUCCUCGCGACCUCCCCGAGCCACGGCGUCGCCAUCGACGCGGCCACUCGAGACCACAUGUUCCUGCUAGUCAAGCUGUGCCUCACCGCUGCAGCCGCGGAGGCCGAGCGCUCGCUGGAACAACACGCCCUAAACGGGCAGAGCGGGGAGUUCCGUGUUGAUCCGAGGGCUCUGACGUUCGAGUGCCCCAGGCUGGCCGAUGGCGUCUCGUGGCUGGCUGCGCAGCUCGAGGUCCUCUACGGGAAGGGCGGUGGCGGGUUCCUUGCGGUUGCAGCGGUGAAGGAGGCGAUUCUGCGGCUGGGGUAUUGUUUGGCUGCUGGUGUUGGUGGAAGUUCCGGUGAAGAAGGAGGAAGUGAGGUGAGGGAUACUGGGGCAGAUGGCCGUAUAUUGCUUUCCCAGGUUGCUGCCGCCGUUGCGGCCUUGCAUGAGAGGCUGUCCCUGGAGAAGAAGAUCAGGGCUCUGCAAGCGCCACGCCCCUCCAAACAUCAACUGCUGGUUGAAUAUUCACAAGUACUGGAACGAGGCCAUGUUGAGAGGUCAAAACGGCCAGACUACAGACCUGUUCUGGAGUAUGAUGGAAUUCUACCGCGUCGAGGGGAUAACCAGGAAUCUGGUAGAUCCAAGACAAGGGAGGAACUCUUAGCUGAAGAACGAGAUUACAAGAGAAGAAGAAUGUCUUACCGCGGCAAGAAAAUGAAACGAAAUCCAACAGAGAUAUUAAGAGACAUAAUUGAUGAGCAUAUGGAGGACAUAAAACAGGCAGGUGGGGUUGAUUGUCUUGCAGAAGCUCCUUCUGAGAUUGCACAAAAUAUGCUCAAGACCAAUUCUGACGGAGGCGCAUACCAUGGAAGUUAUUAUCCUACUAACAGGUCUUAUGAUAAGGCAGUUUUGGGUUCUCGAUUACCUAGUCGUGAGAACUCACCACAUAGUGAUUCUUUUGGAAGAGUUUCAUCAAGGAGCCAUGACACAAGGGAUUCAUAUGGCAACACAAGAUAUGAAAAUAGUAGACACCAGUACCAAAAUGCAUCUGAACAUACCAAAGGAGGGACCAGAGAAUCUGAAAAUGCAAUGAAUCGAGGCUAUUCUGACCAGCAUGAGAACGACACACAUAAAAGAAGCACCAAUGAUCAAAGCAAAUAUGGUCAUAUGUAUAAGAGUACCUCGGAUUACCAUUCUGAAUCAACUGAUCGUUCCACUCGGUCGACACAAACACCAAAAUCACUGGAGAGAGAAUAUGGCGGCAUGUCAGGAAAUAGAAGCAAUGAUAGAACUAGAAGAAAUCAGAGUCUCCAUAGGUCAAUGCCUCUAAACAAAGAUCAGUUCAGUGAUAGAUAUGAUCCCCAAAGCAGAUAUUCUGACGAAGAUCUUCCAAGAAGCGUGUGUUAUGAUGUGUCUGACGGAAAGCAUGAAAUAUACCAUGAUGAGAUUCAUCCUCGUGAACGUCAUAUAAGAAAGCGUGAUCACAAUCACUGAAAGAAACAGAGACAUUUUCCCUUUGAUGUCAGUCCACUAAGUUAUACAGGCAUCUGGGUUAUUAACCUUCAGCUGUAUCCUUUUCUGUAUCCUUAUGCUGAAAAUGCUUUACUAUUUCUGCAGCUAUUGUAGUGACAAUCUGUUGCAGUUUUUUUUCCCAUUUGAAUAACAUUCUUUUCACCAUUCUUUUUUUUUUUGGCUAAACAUAUUUGAACUUCAUGUAGGGUGGCAUAUAUUUCCUGGUCAUAGCCAAUCUUUCAAUAGACUUUCUGCUAGCUUCAAAGCAUGCAUUCAUAAUAACUUUGCUCUGGAAUUAUACUGUUGCUUAGUUAUGAGCUGACAAGAAUUUUUAGUUGACUGCCUUUGCUUUGAAAGGCCAUGCCAGGAACAAGUUUUUCUUCAUUUAUCUGUUUGUGUUGCAUUUCAUCCAGAUGCUAGUCAUGCAUAAUUAUUUGAAUCGGGUUUAUGUUAAUCUUUGUGGAUGUAGUUCUAUUUACAGUGAGUUUUAUCAGCGAUGACCAGCCUUGGAAUGCCAUAGUGCCAGUAGACGUGAUACUGUUAAAAUGGAUAGUUCAUGCCUGUCAAGUACUUGAACAUAAGAAAGUGAUGCAGGUAGUACUGAAGUAGGGUUUGACAUUUGCCAUGAUGUAGCCAGGUGCAUCCUAUGCAGCACGGAUACGGACACAUGAGAUACAUUUUACAAAUUCUUUCCAAAAUGUUAAAUACUUUAUAUAUUGUAAAAAGGGAACACAAUUAAAUCAUCUAUUGCACAAUCUUUUUCCUAAGACCUCCAAUUGAUUGUUAGGUGCCCUAUGCUUUUCACCCAAACAUGGGCGUGUUUAAGCAUGAUGAAGCACAUACUUACACUAACACUUCCGGCGGUGUAUGUUUUGGCUUUGAUCUGCGUACUUCUUUAGCCUUUGCAACAGCGAGGGGCACGCUCAUUGAUCUCAUGUUGGGCUUUCUGUACAUGGGAUGUUUCCUCGAAGUAUCUUUUGGCAAUGGACAGCGGCCUCACUUAGGGUUAAUUCUCAGACCUCAUGUUGGGCUAUGCUCUACCUGGGAUGUGUCCACAAAGUAUCCAUGGGCAAUGGCCAGUGGCCUCAUAUAGGUUUAAUUCCCAGACUCCCUGUUGAGCUGUGCUGUACCUGGGAUGUUUCCACAAAGUAUCAACGAGCAAUAAUAUUUUUUAGUUGUCAAUUAUCCCACACUCACUCAGCGCAUAAACCCAGAUAGUCCUGGAAUCAUUUUUGUAAAAAAAUGGCAGGGCUACCUUUUUGUAACAAACAAACAAACGUAAUGUAUUACUUUAUUUUUUGUGUUCAUAUAGUGACUGCUUGCAUAAAUAAAAACGACCUGUCUUCAAUGCUACAGAUUUACAUCUCGAUUCAGUAUGCAAUUCGUAUGUUUAUAACCACUGAAAGCUGUAUCUUGGCUGCACUUAGUAGUGGUAUUUCCGUAGUGAGACACUGAGAGCUGAGGACAUGACUUUGAUUGCACUUCAAUCCAAUAGCAUGAUGCACGAACAUGUAAAUAAAAACCUGAAAAAGACUUUCUUGAAUCACCCUGCAUGUGAAUUUUGAGAUGAUUAAAAACACUCGAGCAAGGACCAGAAUACGGUUGCAUGUGUUUAACCAUUACGUCACAACGUUGAACAAGGAAAUGGCUGUUAACACUGACAGGACUGAUGUACAUUUUGAAUUCUCAUAAGCCUGUGAGGAUUGCUGAUGGCAUUUAAGCAAGAACUUCUUGGAUGCAAACUAGAAAUCCGUUUUUGUAUUUAUAUUCUGAAUUCAUGGCUGCAUUGCUAUUUCUGUUUAUCAUGAACCCCCAGAACCUCCUUGGCAAAUUCUUUCUACAUGUAGUUAGUUGCUAUUUUGCAAUGUACUAUGCGUCAUGUCAUGCUGCAAAUGCUGUAUGAUUUGUUGGCAUUAUGUUCUCUUACUGACCUACUUAGAUUUCCAUUACUUUCUUGUAGGUUAUCUGAGCUGGAUAUCGAAGUCUGAUGAACUAUUUAGGUAGCGAGAAUUAUGACUGGUAGUUGUAGUUAGUUCCUCUUCCUUGUUCUGGUUAGCGCAUUCCAAUCAUGGAGAUUUUACCGCUUGCUUGGGCUCCUGCCAUCCAUUGAAAUUUGAAAUUCUUAAGCAGCUACUGCUGGUCAGGUGCUUCCUAGAGCAAGAAGGCCUUACUUCGCCAAGCAGUUCUCUUCACAUGGGUACUUUGCCCAUUGAGGAGAGCCACACAAGGAUAAAUUUUGCAUUUUUGUCAGCUUGUGAUCCACGAAGUAGUUCCAAAUAGGCAGAGUAUCCAGUUUAGAGACAUGUUAUUCCACCUUUCUCUACAUUUGUUCAUGUACACGAAUAUUUUGUAUCACUCCCUUUCAUUGUUAUCGUACUGAUGGCUAGAGUAAA
Molecule: messenger RNA, 4412 nt
Organism: Lolium rigidum
Lineage: Eukaryota; Viridiplantae; Streptophyta; Magnoliopsida; Poales; Poaceae
Product: U11/U12 small nuclear ribonucleoprotein 48 kDa protein-like
Exons: 5
Coding region: 1-2001 (666 amino acids)
Source: RefSeq, a predicted model, not a curated record